This is a messenger RNA of Anastrepha obliqua, 3076 nucleotides long. RefSeq names its product microsomal triacylglycerol transfer protein (gene Mtp). Gene Ontology annotation, molecular function: lipid binding. The transcript has 7 exons. Bases 189 to 2858 code for a protein of 889 amino acids. The record is from RefSeq and is a predicted model, not a curated record. Gene Ontology annotation, cellular component: basolateral plasma membrane; endoplasmic reticulum; Golgi apparatus. Gene Ontology annotation, biological process: lipid transport; lipoprotein metabolic process. Lineage: Eukaryota; Metazoa; Arthropoda; Insecta; Diptera; Tephritidae.
UGCUGGCACUGCUUUGGCAAGCGGCACUGAUUUGUGUUCCAUCACCCGCAAAGCUCUAAGAACGACUUUAGUGGACAGAUGUGUUAGAAUUUUCGCUGUAAAGCGUAUGGGGAAGCAUUAAAUUUUGUUUUGUUGGCAAACUAAGUUAAUUUCGAACCAAAGGAAAUUUAGUGACAACUGCAGCAAAGAUGAAUUGUAAACAAUCGUUAAGUGGGCGAGUGCCGGUAUUCUCUAUGCUGCUCUGCUGCAUACUGGUACCCGCUGUUUUCUCAAGCACUGCAUUCCUCAUUCCACCAAAAAGCCAGAACUUCUUCGAGCUCACCAAUGUCGUGACCAUGCACGACCUGAAGCGUUCCAGCGCCGAGGAAGCCAGCUACAUUUUUCGUGCACAGUUAAAAGUAAACUCCGUUUGGCAUACGGAAAAAGAACAGUUAUUACAAGUUUUCAUCACAUAUUCGAAAGUCAGCGCACCUGCGAAGGCACGCAAAUCAAGCGUCACUGCCGAAAUAACAAAAAUACCCGAUCGCCCCUUCUAUGUAAGUCUCAUCGCCGGCAAGCCGAGCAAAGUGAUAGCACAUACAUCACGCGAUCAGUCGCUUUUGAAUUUGGAACGCGCCUUCGCAUCGCUUUUGCAAUUAGAAUAUCAAAAUGGUCCUGUAACAGAGGUGGGUGUUUCGGGCAAGUGCAAUGCCUUUUAUGCGGUAAAGUCAUCGACGCGUAUUGAGAAAAUCAAAACCGAUUGUUCACAUUGGGACUUAAAAGUGAAUUAUAGAGCGGAACAGGCAUUGGGUAUUUCGCGAGUAUCUCAAGAAAUUGUGGAAUACGAACUGAGUGCCGAUGGUAAACUGAUGCAAGCCAUAUCAUCGGAAAAGCAUCGCAUAGCUUUGACUUCAAAACCAGAUGUGGGUAGCGAAGUAAGUUCACAAUUUACCUUAACACACCUCGUGGAGAGUUCAGACUUGGUAGAGCAACUAGAAUUUGGCACGCUCGAUGAAGCGGUAAAAAGUUUGCUCGAAUGGUAUCGCGUCUUCGACAUCGAGGCGGACGUGGAUGGCGCGCUGAGCGAAAUAAAAGACAGCAAGACACUUAAGGAGCAAAUUGCGCAUUUUGACUCGGAAUUCACCAGUGAGCACAUUGGCAAGCAGUCGUUGGCACUUACUACUGCUGAACUCUUGCCACUGGCGCGCAUAACCAACCAACAAGAAUUUGUUGAGAUUUUGAAAGAGCGUAAAGACUCUGUUACCCCAUUGAUAGAUUUACUUGCGGCUGUGCAAACGAUUGACGCCCACAAUGCUGUCACCGAAUUAUACAAAUUCGAGAGUGAAGACGAUACUGAUAUUCUGGAGCAAUAUCUGCAAUCACUUUGUGUUGGUACACACCCUGAACGCGCUAUUAUCGAAGCUCUGUUCGAGCGCUUGCAAACAAAAGAUGAAAAUGCGAAAAUUGCAGGCGAAAAACUACGCGAUACCGUGAUUCAGACAGUGGCUGCGCUAACGCGCCAAUCAGGUUUCGAUCCCAACGAUUCGCUGUUACAAAAAGUACGCAAAUUUAUAUUGGAAAACCUCAAUGAAAAGUGUGAGGAGAUCGAUUGUAAAAUAGUCAAUAUACGCGCCUUGCAAAAUCUGCAAGAUGUUAGCACUUUGCCAACGCUCUUCAACAAAGCUUUGAAAGGUGAGGUAGCUGAGUCGGUUGCGGCUUUACAGGCUUUGAAAAGUUUUCCCAUUACGAGUUUCAAUGAGGCGCAACGUCAUAGCUUAGCUGACAUUUUCUAUCAAAAUAAUCGCAAGUACGACACCUCGGCACGUGUUAUUGCUUUGGAUAUCUUGCUAGCGCUCAAACCAACCAAGGAACAGUUGAGUGAGUUACUCACCUACCUGAACUCGAAUGAUCGGCAUUUUGAAAUAAAGACUUUCGUUAUUCAAAAGCUUCGUAUGAUCGCCGAUAAGUGCCCACGCUUUAAGGCGUUGUUAAAUGCUUGCUUGAGGGAACUGCCAGAAGUAAAUAAUUAUCAUGUAAUAGCACAAAAGGGACUCACGACUGUGCUGACCAGAGAGCUCUCGAAGGCGCCGGCAUUCAACGAAUCGCUGCUGAGUGUCCAAGAAAUCUAUCAGGGUAUUUUAAAACGUGGCACCGUUGAACUGCUGCUAGGUGCAGGAAAGGAAGAGUUUAGUAGCUUUAAGAUUGGCAUCUAUACCAGCGGUCUCGCAUCCUUUGUUGCUGAUGAUGAAGACGUAGCAGAAGAUGAGAUUGAAGAUGAAAGCCCCGCUACCGCUGGCAUGGAAAUCUCUGUACAGGGAGUACUUUUACGACCACUCGUUUUCUUCACCGGCAAAGGUGAGUUGAUGGGACACGUUUGGAGUGGCACUGCCUCUGAUCCAACUCCGGCUUAUCAGGCAACUAUUUUGGCGGAGGAUCAUGAGCACUACGUCAUUCUUUCGUCGGGUGCGACAGUUUAUAUGCGUGUGGUGGGCACACGCUCAAUCGAUUUGAAUGGCAAAGUAGAGCUAAGUUUGUGGAAUCGUAAUGCCAAUACGGAAAUCAAUCAGAACACUGGCACCGCAGUUGUGGGAAGCAUGAUUGCGGGUUUUACCUAUGCAAGAGUGGAAAACAAAUUCACUGUGACCAGUGAGCCUCGUAUAAGUCUACAGGCCGAUAUUGAUUUUUAUUCGGGCGUAAAAUUGUGCAUGAAGCUGCAACGCCCGGAUAUGUUGCUAAGCCAAUCAAACAUUAAAUCAGUUUAUUUGUCACCAAACUCAUACUACAAACAUAUACGCUCGAAAUCUACAAAUAAACUUGUUGGACGCACUUUGGCUUUAAAUCAGAAGAACAAUGAAAUGUGCAAUCUGAUCAGUGAAUAAAUCUAUUUAAUAUAGCUACUGAGAGCUUCAAAUUUUUUAAUACUCAAUGCUCUCUGUCAUUAUGUGAAUAAUGAGAAUCUCAUGUAAAAACUAUACUAUAAAUGGCCUUAAUAUUCAUUUCUCAGAUGUAAUUAUUUUAAGAAGUAAGAAAGUGUUAUCAUGUAAUGCCUAAGAAAUACCGCAUUUGUAAAGACAAUAAAUGUAUUUUUAUAAACAUA